Molecule: messenger RNA, 3203 nt
Organism: Amphiprion ocellaris (clown anemonefish)
Lineage: Eukaryota; Metazoa; Chordata; Actinopteri; Pomacentridae
Product: zona pellucida sperm-binding protein 3-like
Exons: 8
Coding region: 68-1279 (403 amino acids)
Biological process (GO): egg coat formation; binding of sperm to zona pellucida; positive regulation of acrosome reaction
Cellular component (GO): extracellular matrix
Molecular function (GO): acrosin binding
Source: RefSeq, a predicted model, not a curated record
GUCAGGUGUGUUCCUCUUGGCUCAUGCUCACAGCUCCUUCUGACAGUGGUUGUCAAAGCACCCAACAAUGUCUCUUCUUUCUGUAUAUUUCAUGUUUGUUCUUCAUGUUCUGUCUGUUUUAGUUACAGUUAAAUGCUACACCUAUCAAACCAGUCCUGUUUUUCUGUCUUUCCCUGACUUGGCCGCUCUGGAUGCGACCUCGCGCGCAAACGAACCCCGCUUUGAGGAUCCUGUUGGAACAACGGCAGCUGGAGAGGACGAGGUCAAAACCUUCGUGCUGAAAUGUCACGAGGACAACAUGGAGGUCGUGAUGAAAGCUCAGCUGUUUGACCCCGGCCUUCCUGCAGAGCCCAUGCGGCUGAGGCUCGGACCCGUCGCUGCUGCAGGAGAUCACUGCGUCGCCAAGGUGACUGGAAAUGGAGAGUACAUCAUCAGAGCUCCGCUGGCUGAGUGUGGGAACAAAGUGAUGUUUACAGAUAGCGCUGUGCUUUACAGCAACCUGCUCCUCUACUAUCCUCCAUCAUCACCUGGUGACACCUUUCAACGGGUGCGUGUUGCUGUUCCUGUGCAGUGUGAAUACGAAAGGAGGCACACAGUGAGCAGCAGAGCACUGAGGCCAACCUGGAGCCCCUUCACUUCAUUCCAGUCGGCUCAUCUUGACCUCGAUUUCCACCUCAGGCUCAUGACAGAUGACUGGAGCAGUGAGAGAACGUCAUCUGUCUACUUUCUAGGUGAAACGGUCAACAUGGAGGCCUCUGUAGACCAUCAUCAUCUUCCUCUUCGUCUGUAUGUGAGCAGCUGUAUGGCCACUCUGACCUCUGAUGUGAAUUCUUCCCCCAGAUAUCCCUUCAUAGACCACCAGGGAUGUUUCACAGACUCCCAGCUGAGCGGCUCCAAGUCUCGUUUCCUGUCCCGAGUUCACAACAAUCGUCUCCAGAUUCAGCUCGAGCCUUUCCUCUUCCACCAGGACCGCAGACACUCUAUCUACAUCACAUGUUACCUGGAAGCUGAGCCCAUUUCAAAGAAUGACCCGGUAAAGAAGGCCUGUUCUUUUAUAAACAACAGGUGGAGGUCAGUGGAUGGCGACGAUCAUGUGUGUGAGAGCUGUGCAGAAAAGGCAUCUCCCGGCAGCAGUGCCGGGUCCAGUCACAAGAGGGCGCACAGGAGCAGAAGAGAACAAAACGAGCUGCACAGGGAAACCACCUUGGGUCCAAUCGUAUUUCUUCCACGGAAAGCUGACAGCUGUGGGAAUCCCAGCUAUCUGUUUAAUAAAACAUAAAGAAAGGGGGCAGACAGGUAAACACUGACUCUGAUGAAGACUGCUUUGCUGGACUUUUCACCUUUUUAUGGCUAUUUCCAGACUAAACCUGUGGAUGCAUUUGAAAUAUCAAGCGUUUUCCAUUUAUUCCAGUAGUGUAAUAUAACCUCUGUAAAUGUAGAUCUGCACAGUCAGCAGUUUUUAAUAAACAAAAAAAAGUCCGAUCAACAAAAGCAGGUGUUUUGUUUUAUGAAGAUAUAUUUAGCAUUACUAAUCAGAAAUGCCUAUUCACAUUUUCAGAUUCUCUUGUACCAAAAUCUGGUUUCCAGUUUGUUCAGUCUCAUGAUUGUUCCACUGUUUGGAUACACUACCAUACAAAAAUUUAGGGUCACUUAGAAAUGUCCUUAUUUUUGAUAGAAAAUCUUUUUUUUUUCAAUGAAGAUAGCAUUAAAUGAAUCAGAAAUCCAGUCUAGACAUUGUCAAUGUGGUAAAUGACAUGAUUUUUAACCCUUUUAUGCACAGUCUGGGUCAGGAGAUACCCAUUUUCCAUUGGAUUUGGGUCACUUUUGACCCACGUUGCGCAUCAAAAGGUUAAUGGAAUAUCUCCAUAGGGGUACAGAGGCCCAUUUCCAGCAACCAUCACUCCUGUGUUCUAAUGCUAAUGUUGAAAGGCUAAUUGAUGAUUAGAAACCCUUGUGCAAUUCUGUUAGCACAUGAAUAAAAGUAUGAGUUCUCAUGGAAAACAUGAAAUUGUCUGAAUGACCCCAAACUUUUGAAGAGUGGUGUACGGUAAAUGAACAUAUUUGUUGCACGUUUGUUCUGUUGGUUCCCCAGAAUGUGCCCAAGCAGACAUUGGUUGGUUGAUUGAAGAGGUUGCUAGGGCAGUAGACUUAAAGGCUUUUCCUAACAACCACUAAAGUGCGACUGUUUUCAGGUGUGGUAGGACUUCAGUGGGAUAGCUAAUAUGGAGACUGUUUAUGUUUGGUAAGUGGCAGCUAGGGAGCAUCACCACACAAGUAUACUGAUGUUACAAGUUUUUCAGUGGGUAAUGCCAUCUAUUGGCAAAACUUGUCUCUCUCUGUGUGAGUGUUACAUAAUGAAUCCAGAGGUUUUAUCUAUAAAAAUAAUGCCAUCCUGCUUUAAAAUGGCUUAGAUGUAACUCUAAACCAUUGUUUUCUCGAGAAUGUGUUGAUCUGAUCGUGUUGAACGGCUAAUUGAUGAUUAAAAACCCUUGUGCAAUUAUAUUAGCACAUGAAUAAAAGUGUGAGUUUUCAUGGAAAACAUGAAAUUGCCUGGGCAACCCCACGCUUUUCAACGGUAAGGACAAGUUUCAAAAGGCAAAUGACUCCACCCCCGUCGCCAACAGCUAAUCAGAGCCAAGCAGUGGUGACCAGAACCUAAAGAAGAAGCUGAUAGAGCAGCAGGCGCCUAUUCACAUUUUCAGAUUCUCUUGUACCAGGCAAAAUCUGAUAUUAGUCACUCAUAUCCAGUUUGUUAAGUCCAUUGUUAGGAUGUUUUUGUGAUCUUUCAUCAUUGUGCUGUAUAUUCACAAUGAAACUGAUAAGAUCACCCAAACAAAGGCUUUAAAAGGUGUUUAUUAUAUCAGCCUUUGUAACAAGACUUUAAAUAUCCACAUUUGUCAACAUCACUCUUUUGAAACUUCCUUUGGUGAUUAAACUCCCACUAGACAGUGGCUAAAAUUAUCUCUGCAACAGUGACAGCGGUGGCCAGAGGCAUGUUUUAAAUUGUCUGAUUCUUAUUCUCAUGAUUUCCUUGAGUAAAUUUCUUAAAAUUGGGCACAACUGUUCAGUUGAACUUAAGAAAUCACUGAUCAGAGCUCAACGAUUAAUGUAGUAAUGAUAGACUCACUUAAAAAAAUCUUACUGGCUAAAAUGUAGAAGUCAUGAUGUUUUACACUACCGUUUAAAAGUUUGUAGUCACUCAG